AAUGUAAACAUGCUGACCUUGUUAUACUUACUACUACUACAUGCGAUCAACAGUCUCUAAAAUGUUGCGCAGCCAAGCAAAACUGUUGGAUUUUGGCAGGCGCCAAUGGACGGUAUCCUGCUUAAGCAGGUUUCUGUCACAGGAUUCUAAACUAACAUUGGUUGAAGUAGACGAUGAGACAGGUAUUACGACACUAACAAUGAACAGGCCGCCAGUAAACAGCUGUAACUUGGAAUUGCUGCAAGAUUUAAAAGAGUCAAUUAAGCAGAUUGAAUGUAAUAAGAGCCGUGGACUUAUUUUGACAUCGUCUAAUGAUAGAGUUUUCUCCUCCGGCCUGGACCUUAAUGAAAUGCAUAAACCGAAUCAGGAGCGAUUAGUGGCAUUCUGGAGAACACUUCAGGAAAUGUGGCUAUCUUUAUACCUAUGCAGUGUACCUACAGCAGCGGCCAUAAAUGGUCAUGCACUGGCUGUUGGUUGUGUGCUGUCUGCCGCAUGUGAGUAUCGUGUAAUGUUACCUGGCUUUAAUAUUGGCAUCCAUGCUACCAAAUUUGGUUAUGUGGUGCCGCCAUUUAUUGUCAACAGUUAUCUGAGCGUAUUGCCCAGAUUUAUCGUUGAGCGGGCGCUUCUUCAGGGAAAGCUUUUUACUACAGAAGAAGCAUUACAAGUACAACUUAUUGAUGAAGUGGCAAACAGCAAAAAUGAGGCUAUAUCUAAAUGUGCUGACUUUAUUACCAGCUUUGCGGGAACGAAUCCUGAGGCGAGAGCCCUUACCAAGCGACAGUUUCGUGACCAAGAUGUGCAACUAUUGAUAGACGAUCCGGAAGGUCAACUACACGAAUGCUUGGAGUAUAUAAAUUCUCCAUUUAUGCAGGAUAACUUGGACGGAUAUCUUGCGAAGCUAAAAAGCAAGAAUAAAAAGUGAAAUCUAGUCCUGACGUAUAUUUUUAGAAACUGCAUUUACUGUGCUAAUCACAGCUUUUAAAAAGGGAUGGGGUUUUGUUAUUAAAUGUAUAGGGUAUUUGUAAAAGAUAGUCAAAUGGUUUUUUUUGUAUACUUUAUUAAUUAAUAAGACAUUG
Messenger RNA from Drosophila innubila, 1076 nucleotides. RefSeq names its product enoyl-CoA delta isomerase 1, mitochondrial-like. Lineage: Eukaryota; Metazoa; Arthropoda; Insecta; Diptera; Drosophilidae. The record is from RefSeq and is a predicted model, not a curated record. Gene Ontology annotation, biological process: fatty acid beta-oxidation. The transcript has 3 exons. Gene Ontology annotation, cellular component: mitochondrion. Bases 41 to 922 code for a protein of 293 amino acids. Gene Ontology annotation, molecular function: enoyl-CoA hydratase activity.